Molecule: messenger RNA, 1836 nt
Organism: Penaeus monodon (black tiger shrimp)
Lineage: Eukaryota; Metazoa; Arthropoda; Malacostraca; Decapoda; Penaeidae
Product: neural cell adhesion molecule 1-like
Exons: 11
Coding region: 159-1334 (391 amino acids)
Biological process (GO): cell adhesion
Cellular component (GO): membrane; neuron projection
Molecular function (GO): protein binding
Source: RefSeq, a predicted model, not a curated record
UGGGGCCGCAUGCAGAUGCUUAUUCUUUUUUUCGGUCCAGAAACUCCGACAGAAAGGAGAGUCUCGUGAUCAAGCCUCAGGGGAAGAUCCAGACAGUGUUUAAGGGCGAGAGCUUCUUCGUCUCCUGCUCCAGCGACGCCGACAACGUCCAGAGGGUCAUGUGGACAGGACCUGAAGGCCAGCAGAUCACCGACUACCGGGGCAGCGUGCCAUAUAACGAGAUUCCAAGGAUCCACGUUGAGGAUGGAAGGUCAGGUCACAAAGGCGUUGACCUCAUAUUCACAAACAUCAGCAGGACGGAUCGUGGAAAAUACACCUGUUCUGCUAAUGUAGAUGGUGUUGAGCAGGAGCGUUCAUUUGACCUGAUCGUUCUGAAACACCUCGACUUCAUGGACACGCCCAUCACCCAGUUUCUCGAGGAGGACCACGAUUCCGUUCUGCGCUGUGACGUCGACGGCGACCCAGCGCCGAGGGUGUCAUGGCAUAUCAACAACAGGAAAGUGAAUUUUGGCAAGAAAUUCGAGAAGGGAACGGAGCACCCCAAUGACCUUAUCGUCCGCAACGCCACUCUUGAAGACGCUGGCCAGUACAAGUGCGUGGCUUUGCAACUCUCUAACUACACUUCCGAGGUCAAGGACUUGGUGAUUGAGGUCAAAGUUCACCACAAACCCCAAUGGAGCGACAGCGACCUCAUGGCCCAAGCGUAUGGCUACGUAACUGGCGACGUGAACCUGACGUGCGAGGCUGUGGCUGAACCCCACGCUAACUUCACCUGGAUGAAGGACGACCAAGUGAUUGAACCCAACGAGACGGUUCAGAUCAUCAACGAGGACCAUAAGAGCGUCCUGAGGCUUAAGGUAACUGACGUGGAUAUGUUUGGCGACUACGUUUGCAAAGCAGAGAACAAGCUGGGAACUCUUGAGAGGGUCAUUAUCCUCGAGGAAGGGAAGAAACCAGCUGUUCCCAGUGCCAAGGUAACCGAAACGGAGGUCAAUGCUAUCCACCUGAAGCUCGAUGCCCACAAUCACCCUGACAUGCCCAUUCUCGCCUUCCGUGUCGAGUACAAGACGGCUGGUGAUAACUGGAUCAACGCACAGUCAAUGGAGUUCAAGAAAGGCGAGCCAUACGUCAUCAACAGCCUGGCCGGGGACACGCUCUAUGUCCUCCGAGCCUCUGCCAAGAAUGCUGCAGGGUAUUCUGACUUCUCCUCCGACUUUAUGGAAAGAACCAAGAAGAUUCACGAGUCGCAGAGUCAGAUCUCGGCCGCGAACAGCCUCUCCGCCACUGCCCAUGCUCUGGUUCCUCUCGUGCUCCUCUGGGCUUCCCUCUUGUGAGCGAUUCCGUCCUCGUCUGGCGGAGUUGUAAGCCUCUCUGGAGUUUUGCUAUUGUUUGGGGGGUAUGGCAACAGUGGCGUGAGAUUUUGAUUAAUUAAAGACGAUUAAGAAGAAAGAAAGAAGAAAUAGUCUUGUGGAAAGCAUCGUUUUUAAUGUUUUAAUUUGUUUUUUUCGUUUUCUUUCUGUUGUUAGACUAGUUUCAUGGCAUACACGAUUUCUUCUCUCUAGAAUUACGUUUUCGUUGAUUAUUUGUAUUUUUCUCAUUAAGAAAAUGAGAAACGAUAUUUUCUAUAGCAUUUUAGCAAAUACAUUUUUUUUUUCUCAGAGGUAAGAUAGAGAAACGAUAUUAAAACAUGAAACGCCAAGUCACACUCAUUAAUAUUUUGACUAAAUAAUGUAUCGCAUGUACACAUUUAGUAAAAGAAUUUAUAGAUUAGAUCCAAAAUACGUUUGUACACUUGAAACGCUCACAAAAAUUAAAUAUAGUUACUAAAAUAAUACA